Linum trigynum is the source of this 1191-nucleotide messenger RNA. Lineage: Eukaryota; Viridiplantae; Streptophyta; Magnoliopsida; Malpighiales; Linaceae. The record is from the annotation of a GenBank genome assembly.
AUGGAGGACACAAAACCUUCCGUUCAAUUCCGCUUUUCCGGCCAAAUCAAUGGCCUUCGAUUCAAUUGUCGCCCGCCAUGGAUUUCACCAGUUAUUCCGCAGCUUUCCGCGAUGGCGAUUCAACUACUGCCGGCAAUCUUUGUACAUUUUGUUGUACGCGUUUGUUUUGUGUGGACAGAAACUCUUUAUCUCUUUGAUAUGGAAACCAGUGGAAAGCAAUUAAGUCCCGGUCUUCUUCGCACUGUUCCUUCUUGCUAAGAAACAAUCAGAGCUUCCUCCAAGCAGUGAACUGAGAGACUAACAGAUAUCAAUGGCGGCUGCUGCUCCUCCUUCUUCUCCUUCAUUUAAUCAUCCUGGCUCCUCCUACUACUACUCCGGGAAAUGGGAAUACGACGUCUUCUUGUGUUUCAGAGGUGCCGAGAAAAUCAGAGUCUUCAUCGACGACAUGCUCGAUAAAACCGAGAGCAUCGACGAGCUAAUCCCCGUCCUCAAAAGAUCCGCACUCUCAAUUGUGAUUUUCUCGGACAAGUUCGCAGAUUCGAGCUGGUGCUUGGAUGAGGUGGCCACCAUUUCUCGAGUUCGGACACCGGGUGCUUCCGGUUUUCUACAGAGUUGAUCCAUCAGAUGUAUCAGAAGAUUAUGGAAGUUAUGCUGCCGCCAUUGAGCAGCAUCAUUGGAGCUAGCGAAUCUGCAGAAGAAGAUAGGAAGAGAUGGAUGGAUGCUCUGAAAACUGUGGCUAAUUGUGCUGGCUAUACUUCACAGGCAAUCAAGUAAGUCUUCCUUACUUUCCUAGUUAAGUGCCAACCUUGUUACUAAUAGUAAUUGCUUCUCUCAAGAUGACUUCCCUUUUCCUCAACUGGAGUUUUGUUUUUCCGUUUUCCUUUUGGGUUGUAGGGUAGAUUCUGAACUAGUUGAGGCGAUAGUUAGUAAUGUUCCGAUAAGACUCGCAGAAAUUUCACAGAGAGUGAAGUUUGACCACUUAAUCGGAAUGGAUGCUCGAGUUUCUGAGGUUGAACAAUUAUUAGCUAUGAGUGAAGAUGAUUUUCGCAUAAUUGGUCUAUGGGGGAUGGGUGGUGUAGGAAAGACUACUCUGGCUAAAGCUUGCUAUCAAUCAUUCGUAUCUUCUGGAAAAGAAAUGAAGCAUCACUUUGUUCACAACAUCAACGAGAAGAAUCAAUCUGAAAUCGAAGG